Exaiptasia diaphana is the source of this 2741-nucleotide messenger RNA. RefSeq lists its product as uncharacterized. Gene Ontology annotation, molecular function: calcium-dependent phospholipid binding; calcium ion binding. The coding region runs from base 201 to 2627 and encodes 808 amino acids. The record is from RefSeq and is a predicted model, not a curated record. The transcript is spliced from 8 exons. Gene Ontology annotation, biological process: glycerophospholipid catabolic process. Gene Ontology annotation, cellular component: cytosol. NCBI's taxonomy places the organism in Eukaryota, Metazoa, Cnidaria, Anthozoa, Actiniaria, Aiptasiidae.
CGUACAGUCGACAUGAACAGCCUAAAGAAUGUGGUUAAAUAAUGUAGCUUCCUUAGAUGUCAAGUAUCGAGAACAUCGGUCUUACUGUGCAUAUACGCACACUUACAAGAGCAAAAAUUACCAGGACAGAGAGAACUGAAUUCUUAAAAGACACUAUCAACUGGUAAUUAUAAGGGACGCUUGAGAUCACAGAAUUGAUCAUGGACAUGAAGAAAACUGGUCUUGCCUUUUCUGGAGGUGGAAUUCGUUCGGCAGCUCUWUGUUCUGGUGUUUUGCGUAGGCUUCUUCAAAAAAACGUUGUUAUCGAUUAUCUUAGCACAGUGUCUGGUGGGGGUUACACAGGGGUGUCUUACUUGGACUGGAAAUAUCGCAAACAAUCAUCAGACGACCCAGUAUGGCACAAAGAAUUCUUUGAACGGAUGCGUGAGCACAGCAAUGCCCUUUGUGAUUGUUAUCGUCCAUGUAUUGGUAUUUUAGAUGGAGCCGCAAAUUUCUUUUUGAUUUUGUUCUGGUCUCUGGGUAUAACUAUUGUUAAAGGAUUUUCACUGCUUAUUCCUACCGUGAUAAUUCUGGACUAUAUCUUUGGAAGCAUACUUCGCGACCAGUUCUCAUGUUUCGAAGAAAACGCUAACAUCACAAUACCUGGAAUGCCACAUAAAGUUCUAAUACGGAGAUGCAUCCCCAAAAUUGGCCCACAAAUGCUUAAUAUGUUUAACGUAUACUUCAGCUUGUUCACCGUGUUUGUAAUAUCGUAUUACCUCAGCACACUUACCAGGCGACGAACCCCAAAGUACUUCCUGGUACUUAUMGCCCAGGUAUCGAUAUACACGUUAACUAUGAUCUUCCUACCUACGUUUAUUGAAACGUAUAGUAGCUUCACCCCACCAUGGGCUCGUUUCUUUAUUUUGGGUGUCACUCUAUUAGCAUGGAUUGGAUUGCCUUCUAUGAGAGACAAGACAUCGUUGGCACUCAUGGCUCUGAUCUUUGCUUAUUUCAUCAAAUGGAGAGUGUACCAAACCGACUUGUUCGGUAUUCAAUACACACAUAGUCUGUUUUGGAAGAUGGUGUGGGCGUCUGGGAUUUUACUGUGGAUUCAUCCAUACAUCGUGAUGAUACAGAUGUACUCUUGGCAUGCUUAUGCAACGUGGAAACACGAAAGAACAUACUUUUCUCCUGAGAGUCGUUCUGCAGCUUUACUAAGGCUCUGCAGCUGCUCUCGAGCUAAUGCAGAGAAAUACAGGACGGUAACGAUGAGUGAUUUAGUCGACGUCCAGCCUUCAUUGAAAUGCAAUGUUACUGUUAAUAACUGGCGUAAAUCGAACGCUCUUGAUGAACAAGACUUUGAGAUACUUACCUUCUCGCCAACAUCAAUCGAAAGGAUUGAUCGUGACGAAGACGACCCAGAGUUUGGUGCUAAAGGAUUUUUGAAGCCGAAAGAUAUUUCACUUUCGGAUGCAAUGAUGACAUCGGCUGCUGUGCUGUCUUACGAUCUCGGAAGCUUUGAAGACCGAAGCCACUCUUUUCGUGAAAUAAGAGUUUUACUUGGGCUUGGCUUUGGAAAUAUUCUUUUGGCACAGCCUGGUCUAACAAAGUCGUGGAUGUCAUUGGGGAUCACCUUCAUUAUUCAAUUGCUCUUUGGCGUAGUUAUAAUCGCUUUGCCACUUGGACUGUACUUUGAGGCUCUUAAGGAUUGGGAUUUCUGGGUACGUCUUGGGGUGAUCACAUUCAUCUGCUGUUUUUUGUUGAUGUCGAUUAUCGCCGUGCUACCAACUGGUGAUGUUAGUAGAGGAUAUUUUGACAAAUUUGUAAGAUGGUGUAUAAUCAACAUCAUUCACGUCAGGAUUAUGCGCACCAUAUUUGGGGUGACCAAUGUUGGUUCUGUUCCUCCUCCAAUCAUGUCUUUGAGUGAUGGUGGACAUGCAGAGAAUCUUGGGAUACUUCCACUSUUAAAACUACGUUUACCAMRAAUCGUUGYGGUAAAUGGUGGAGUGUUAUUUCCUGGAGAGGAUGAUGCAACGGAACUUCUUAAAGCAGUGAAACAAGCGAGACAAAAACUUCGGUGCUCUUUCACAGGGAUGAACGGUCGAGACAUCGAAGAAGACGUCCGUGCUGAGUUUGUUGAUAAGCCUACCGGAAAAAAGCCGAGAAGCUAUCUAUUCAAGGUUUAUUACUAUGACAUCAUUGAUAAAGAGGAAAUGUUAGUUGGUGAAGGAGACAUCCUAUAUCUAAUGCCAAGACACCCUGAAGAUGGAUUCAAGGAGUUUGAGAACUUUAGAUGGCGCGACUGCGACGGAGAGGUUAAACUCGAUCUCGACGAGACUACUUGGGGUCGAGGACCUGGAUUGACGACGUCUGAAGCUGAGCGAUUAUCUGGUUGCUGCUUUGAGUUCUGCCACUGGAAGUUAUUUAACAAAAUAUUGAAUCCUUUAAUGGGAAUUUUUCCUUUCCAAUCGACUUUCAAUCAAAUGUUUACGCCUUCACAAUUCAGCGCAUACCAUAGAGAAGGCUAUCGUAUGGGUCUGGAAAGCAGGGCGGCUGAAUUUCUUUCUCAAGCUUACAAGGACGAUGAUGACAUUAUUACAAAACCUUUCCUCAAAUCAGUUUCAAUUGAUGAAACGAAGUUCUGACGCUUGUAAAGAUUUUUAAGCCAAAUUUUUACUUUUAGAAUGUCCUUGGACAGUUAGUCUUUUAWGAUAUSAAAMUGUCACAAAAAUGUUCUGAAAAAAAAAAGARUUUUUGAG